Tinamus guttatus (white-throated tinamou) is the source of this 746-nucleotide messenger RNA. The record is from RefSeq and is a predicted model, not a curated record. Lineage: Eukaryota; Metazoa; Chordata; Aves; Tinamiformes; Tinamidae.
AUGCGAUACUUUCUUCUCUUGUCCCUAAGCCUGCAGCACAGAAGCCGGGAUGCUCAUGGUUGUUCUGAGGUGAAUCUAAGAAAUAACUGUGUGAAAACAGAUCAGCAUGGCUCUUAUCCAUGCUCGUUUAAGGACUGCAAUGGGAAGGAGCUUUUACCAGUUAUAUGUCCUCACUGUGAAAAACAUUUUUGCUUAAGGCACCGUCAUCAAUCAGACCAUGAAUGUGAGAAACUGGACACACCAAAGCCUCGAAUGGCUGCCACCCAGCAGCUAGUUCAAAAUAUUAUAGAUUCCAAAAAAAGCGAGGAAGCCAAAAGCAAAAGACGGAAAGGAGCGAAAAGCAGCGAAAUGGCAGCAAAGGUGGCUCUAAUGAAACUGAAAAUGCACGCGUGUGGGGAUAAGUCGUUGCCUCAGACUGAAAGAAUUUACUUUCAAGUAUUCUUACCAAAGGGAAGCAAAGAAAAAAGCAAGCCCAUGUUCUUUUGCAAUAAGUGGAGUAUUGGCAAAGUAGUAGAUUAUGCAGCAUCUUUAGCAAGUCUUAAAAAUGACAACAACAAAUCAACAGCCCAGAAAUUGAGAUUGUGCCAUACUAUCUCCGGAGAAGCCUUACCAUUUGAGCACACGUUGAAAACAUGGCUGUUUGAUAAGGAAUGCCCAUUGUAUAAUGGUGGAAACGUCAUUCUAGAGUAUCUUGACAAUGAAGUUCUAUUUAUAGAAGAUACGGAAUCGUACUUCAGUUAAUCAGC